AUGAACAAUACAGACAUGUGUGGUCCACUGGAUGAAUAUAAAAAGCAAGUGAAUUUGCUGUCCAGAGAGCCCUGGUAUCACUAUGAUCUAUCUCGAGAUGAAUCAGAGAAGCGCGUUCGGCGAAACGGAGAGUUUCUUGUACGUAGUUCAGCCCAUACCCCGGGCGAUUUUGUUCUUACUUACAAGUGGAACGGCAAAGUUGCUCAUAUUCUUAUUAAACAACGUGCACGAAAAGGCGAUUCCACAGAGGAUUCCAAAUCCUUCCUCUACUCUUUUGGAGUGGUCGAGUUUCCUUCGGUAGCACAACUGAUAAAAUAUCACUGGACCAAUCAGCUUCCGAUGGCUGUUUCUUCCGAGGCUGUUAUAUUUCGACCAGUUCAUUAUGUCGGCGUCAAGCACGAACAAGGCUUACCAUGGAAACUUGGUCAAGAACCGCUGUCAACCCAUCGGAACAGCCCAUCAUCUCAGGUGACUCCGAUUUCUCGUGCAGCUGCAAAACUAAACGGUCUCGCGGGCUCAGUUUCCGAUGUGCGUGCUCGAUUUGUUUCAAAUAAUGUUGAGCCAAGCAUUAAAAGAGCUAGUCUUUUGGACUUGCGGGGUACCACAUACAUGGAUCCUAUGCUACUGGACGAUAUUGACUAUUGCCCCCCGGAAACGUUGGACAGCUCCCUUGGGUCAUUCCAAAUGCGUUCCAGCCAAAAUUCUCUUUUUGAUACGGGUGCUUUGACACAAUCAUCAGAGGCAAUCAACAUCAAGAAUAUGGGAUUAUCGGCCCCCGAUCCCGGUGAAUCAGAGAAUGGUUUGGCCGAGAACGAGUUGCUCAACGAUUCCAAGCCAGUCAAUCUGACGCGAAAAGGAAUUCGCUAUGUGGACAUGCACGAUCCGGUAGACAAUGCACAUUCGAGACCCAACAGUUUGAAUCAACUACCCCCUGUUUAUCCAUGUCAUUCCGAUAGCGUUUACCGAUCAAUCAACUACGAUCUAACCCGCGCUCUCCCUCCACUACUUUUACACCGAACUGGUCCGGUCGAACGUGCAUUGGAUCGCAAGGUGUGGUUUGAAUUAACCUGCCUCAUAUUCAGACGUGUUUUCAGUCCACUGGAUUACGCGGAUCAUCUUACUCUGGAUUUGAUUUCUCUACUACUGCCCAGUGGGUUGCUUGACCAUCCGGAACAGUCGUUCAAAUUGGGUUUAUUGGAUCCUAAGAAUCGGCGAUUGCGUCGGGAUUUGUACAAUCGCGACAACGAGUCGAGGCGUGUCAACAUCCUCGAGUUCUGGUUCGAAUUAGCUCAAUGUUUGCUCACAAUCUCUCGUGAUCGACACACCCUGAGCACAGUGUUACGGGCGAUUUUUUCAUCUAAAAUCCCUAAAACAGUUUGGCAGGCUGCCAUCACUGGUUCGAAUGCAAAAACUGCGAUGGCGCAGGAGUUGUCCGCGUGCCAUCGUGCUUUGGGUGGUGAAAUACAACCUGAGAGACACGGUUUAGCACCUGCGAGCACUUCCGUCUCUUGUUCACCAGUUGCCUCUGUCGCUCAGUUAUCUGUCAAUCCAUUUGAUUUCCGCAAUCAAAUCCCGAACUUGAAUCCACUUCUAACCGGUUCACUGACCGAGCCACGUGGGAGCACAGUUAAUUCAUCCUCGGGUAACGGACCGAUUCAAGAUCAAAGACUACCUACACCCGCCCGUCCGACCGAGGCCAUGCAGACCUACUUGGUUAAAGAAUUAUGGAUGUGGGAGCUGCAUUCUACGAUGCAAGAUGUGGUGAGUGCUUUGUUUGUGUAUACACCAAAAAUUUCGUGA
Molecule: messenger RNA, 1800 nt
Organism: Echinostoma caproni
Lineage: Eukaryota; Metazoa; Platyhelminthes; Trematoda; Plagiorchiida; Echinostomatidae
Source: the annotation of a GenBank genome assembly